Molecule: messenger RNA, 1839 nt
Organism: Linepithema humile (Argentine ant)
Lineage: Eukaryota; Metazoa; Arthropoda; Insecta; Hymenoptera; Formicidae
Product: rhodopsin
Biological process (GO): cellular response to light stimulus; G protein-coupled receptor signaling pathway; visual perception
Cellular component (GO): plasma membrane
Molecular function (GO): G protein-coupled photoreceptor activity
Source: RefSeq, a predicted model, not a curated record
CGGCCAACCCCGAGCUACAUCCGACGGUGGUCCGAAACAGGGAACUCUUCCUACAAGCUUCACGAAUAGAACGAUACGAGAACCCACACUGGCACUAGCAAUUCAGCGGUGUACUUGGAUUAAUUUGUUUCCCACAUUCUUCUCCAAGCACGCACGGAGUUAACCAUGUCCGGACCGAGCCAUGCAGCCUACACAUGGGCGGCGCAAGGAGGCGGAUUUGGCAAUCAAACGGUGGUGGACAAAGUGCCACCGGAGAUGCUCCACCUGGUCGAUCCCCAUUGGUAUCAAUUCCCGCCGAUGAAUCCUCUGUGGCACGCUCUUCUCGGCUUUGUCAUCGGCAUUCUCGGCUCGAUAUCUGUCAUCGGUAAUGGCAUGGUGGUAUAUAUAUUCACGACCACCAAGAGCCUCCGUACUCCAAGCAACCUGCUCGUCGUCAAUCUCGCCAUCUCUGACUUUCUCAUGAUGCUGUGCAUGUCGCCGGCUAUGGUGAUCAAUUGCUAUUACGAGACGUGGGUGCUAGGACCUUUGUUCUGUGAACUGUACGCUUUGACGGGCUCCCUGUUCGGAUGUGGCUCCAUAUGGACAAUGACGAUGAUUGCAUUCGAUAGGUAUAACGUAAUCGUCAAAGGCUUAUCCGCUAAGCCGAUGACCAUUAACGGCGCCCUCGUUCGCAUAUUAGGCAUCUGGUUCUUCUCGUUGCUUUGGACUAUCGCUCCGCUGUUCGGAUGGAACCGCUACGUACCUGAGGGCAACAUGACCGCUUGCGGUACCGAUUACUUGAACAAGGACUUGUUCUCCAGAUCGUACAUCUUCUUCUACAGCAUUUUCGUAUACUUUGCGCCACUGUUCCUCAUCAUCUACAGCUACUUCUUCAUCAUUCAAGCUGUCGCCGCUCACGAGAAGAACAUGCGCGAGCAGGCGAAGAAGAUGAACGUCGCUUCCCUACGAUCAGCCGAGAACCAGAGCACCAGCGCCGAGUGCAAACUCGCAAAGGUAGCUCUGAUGACCAUUUCUUUGUGGUUCAUGGCGUGGACUCCAUACCUGGUCAUCAAUUACGCGGGCAUCUUCGAGACGACGAAGAUCAGCCCGCUCUUCACGAUCUGGGGCUCGCUCUUUGCGAAAGCCAACGCCGUGUACAAUCCCAUCGUGUACGGCAUCAGCCAUCCUAAGUACCGAGCUGCUCUCUUCCAGAGGUUCCCGUCUCUGGCGUGUGCCUCCGAACCGGCGUCUGGCGGGGACACAACGUCCACGACUACCACGGUCACAGAAGGCGAAAAAGCUGCUGCAUAAAACAAUAAUGUUACACACAUCGAUUUUUUGACAAUGCAAUAGAUUCUCCGAACAAACACCGUAAAAUAGUAUUAUAUUCUCGUCACAAAGAAAUCGCGCCAUCAAGCAUAGGUUGUAAAUAGCUGCAAUUAAAAACACGCGCCAGAAAUACGUUAUCAACGAGAGUACGAGAAUGAAUUCAAUCGUGAUACUACAUUGUAAGAGAAUAUUAUAUCGUGCGAUUAGUUGUGGUGCAAGCGAGAGGAGCCAAGCCAAUAUGCGAAAAACUUUAAUAUUGACAAAAAAUGUCAGGGAUAAAUGAAGGAUGAAUAAUGUCAUGCUACAAUUGUUUGGAGUCUAUGAUGCAUUGUACAAUUCGGCUGCACCACACGCGAAUUUCUUAUCAAUGUCUCAUAGCGCAGUUUAUAAAUUAUGUCAUCUCUUCAAGGCAACGGAAUACAUGGUUCACUUUGGAAUAAACAAAUAUGUAUUAACUAAUAUCGCUUGUAGCGAUAAUAUCGUGUCUGUAAUUCAUUUUAUAGAAUUAUAAAUAAAUUCUGCAGGCAAUCA